AUGUCGGGAAGAGGAAAGGGAGGCAAGGGACUGGGCAAGGGAGGAGCAAAGCGCCAUCGUAAGGUUCUCCGUGAUAAUAUCCAGGGUAUCACAAAGCCGGCAAUUCGGCGUUUGGCUCGUAGAGGAGGCGUUAAGCGUAUCAGCGGUCUAAUCUACGAGGAAACCCGUGGGGUUUUGAAGAUCUUCUUGGAGAACGUGAUUCGUGAUGCAGUAACCUACACCGAACAUGCGAGGAGGAAGACUGUGACUGCUAUGGAUGUGGUUUAUGCACUGAAGAGGCAGGGCAGGACAUUGUAUGGGUUUGGUGGUUAGAUGAUUUAGGGAUUAGAUCUUUCUGCGAUGUUGGCGGAUCUGGACUAGUUCUCAUGAUAUCAAGAAUGUUUUAGGAUUAGGAAUAGGGCUUGUAAUUAAAGGGUGCUAUUGGGAUUAUUGGAAAUUAUAAUUUGGUCGUGUGGUUUUCUUUGGUGAUUUGUAAUUCGUGCCAUGAAUUGCAGAUUUUAAUGAAAUUUGGAAUUUAAUUUCGGCAA
Messenger RNA from Gossypium arboreum, 527 nucleotides. Its product is annotated as histone H4. Gene Ontology annotation, molecular function: structural constituent of chromatin; DNA binding; protein heterodimerization activity. The transcript has a single exon. Lineage: Eukaryota; Viridiplantae; Streptophyta; Magnoliopsida; Malvales; Malvaceae. Gene Ontology annotation, biological process: nucleosome assembly. Gene Ontology annotation, cellular component: nucleosome. The coding region runs from base 1 to 312 and encodes 103 amino acids. The record is from RefSeq and is a predicted model, not a curated record.